ACUUAACAUGGCGGCCCCCACUGAAGUAUCUGUCAAGAUAACAGAAAAGCUUUCAGCUCGUUUGUUAUUGCUUUUAACAUCCAGUAGCGUGUCUGAAAAUGUUAAGGUGCAGUUUGAAGCCUGGAGAAGCGAGCUGAAUGAAAGGCCAGACCGUCUUCCAUUAAAGCUACUCAAGAUAUUGCAUAAAUGGAAUCAAGAGCAAUCAGAUUCAGAGAAAGUUUAUUUACACGAGUUAUUGGCAGAUUCUGAGGUCUUGCUUCCACAGCCAGUAAUGGAACCCCGGAACCCAGAGUUGGUGGUUCGACUAGAGAGGCUCAAACACGAACAAGAGGACCGCGAGUAUCGAAAGAUGACCAAGGGCGUCGAUCUUACGUGGCGAGCAAAAGAAAAGCAAUCUCUGAGCAGUGAACUUCAAGGUGUGAAACAGCAACUGAUUGCAAUGUUUAACUUUGUGCUCACGGUCGUCUGCUCGUUCGUGUUUGGAUAUAAAGCCGCGGAGUACUCCCUACCGACACCUCACAUUCCCCUGCAAAUAUUUGUUGGUUUCCUGUUGGCGUUGAUUGUUGCGAUCGCUGAUCUGUACUUCAUAAUAAAGAACCUGUGACAACACAACGAUCAUCUCAUCACAUGCAGGAUGUCCUCGCUCGAACGUCACCCAGGGAUCAUGUCUCCAGCAAGGCCUAUAGCCUGCACAAUUUAUUAAGCGGUAAAAUUUCAUGAUGCAGCCAAGUAGUGACGAGGGAGGGGUCAAAUCCCGGUCAACGUGUGUAGUGCUGGGAACUACCUGGCGAUUUACACUUUUUAGGGGCAUUUGCAUUUAUAUAUUUUUUAAUUAUAGAGGUAGCUUGCGGCAGGCAGGCUACGCCUAACCCUGACUCUAAUAUUUUCCAUUUUUAAGUGGCUACACCCUCGCCUGCCAAACGUAAUAGAAAAGUUAUCAUCUCAAACGUUCAUAAGUCAAAGUUGUGAGCAAGCAUUGUAAGAAGGAUGAACAUAAAGUCAUGCAAACAGUUCCACUACGUUCAGAUGUACGAAGUCUGUGGCAGACGUAUCAACAGCCGAGUGAGUGAGACAGUGGGCGGGUAGGUAAGGGAGCGAGUGGCCGAGUAAGUGAGUAAACGACCAAGGAAAAUACAUGUAUGUGUGGUGCAUACAGGUGCAAGGCAUUGAUUGCAAGAAUAAGUAUUUGUAAUAGGUGUAGAUAGGAGAUUUUCUUUGUAUGACUGUAUAUAUGUUAUUGUACAAUAAAGUAACCGUAAAAUAUUACAAAAUA
Molecule: messenger RNA, 1273 nt
Organism: Priapulus caudatus
Lineage: Eukaryota; Metazoa; Priapulida; Priapulimorpha; Priapulimorphida; Priapulidae
Product: transmembrane protein 199-like
Exons: 6
Coding region: 8-604 (198 amino acids)
Biological process (GO): vacuolar proton-transporting V-type ATPase complex assembly
Cellular component (GO): endomembrane system
Source: RefSeq, a predicted model, not a curated record